GCCUACAGCAGCCUAUCCACUAGCCUCUGUGUCCUGCUCAGUCACAUCAUAUCACUCUACUCACACCAGUCCAGUCCGGGAGGAAGAUGGGGGUCAAUACUCGUUGUGUUGCUCUGCUGGUUCUGCUGCUGUUAGCUCAAGUCCUAAGCGGUGUUCACUCUCAGGAGGAGGAAGACGAGGUCCAGGAGGAGCAGGCGGAGGAGAUGCAACCAGAAGAGGAGGUGCAGGAGGAGGAGCAGCAGCAGGAGGAAGAGGUCCUAGAGACAUGGACAGGGACAGGGAAAGCCUGCACAUGUGACUGUGAAGGGGGGGAGCCUGCGACAGGUACCCCCACUAUGACAUCACCUGUCCUGGCCACAUCGCCUCCUCAGAGCCGCCCACUAGACUGCAUGCCAGAGUGUCUCUAUCACAAGCCCCUGGGGUUUGAGGCUGGUUCUGUGGCACCGGACCAGAUUAGCUGUUCUAACCAGGAAGAGUACAGCGGCUGGUAUUCGUCCUGGACCUCCAACAGGGCACGACUCAACAGCCAGGGCUUCGGGUGUGCAUGGCUGUCUAAGUUCCAGGAUAACAGCCAGUGGAUCCAGAUUGACCUGCAGGAUGUGGGUGUGGUCUCAGGUAUCCUGACCCAGGGUCGCUGUGAUGCUGAUGAGUGGCUGACUAAGUACAGUGUCCAGUACCGCACCGAUCAGAACCUAAACUGGAUCUACUACAAGGACCAGACUGGCAACAACAGGGUGUUCUAUGGGAACUCGGACCGCUCGUCGUCCGUUCAGAACCUGCUGCGUCCUCCUAUUGUGGCCCGCUAUGUUAGGCUCCUCCCUCUGGGUUGGCACACCCGCAUUGCACUGCGCAUGGAGCUGCUGAUGUGCAUGAGCAAGUGUACCUAAAACCUAUGACCCUAAUAACCCUAACCCCUAACCCCUAACCUCUAACCCUGUCUAUCCUACUGGGCACAGAUGUCAGUUCAACAUCUUGUUUUGAUUUACAUUUGGUUAAGUUGUCAACGUAAAUUCAACGUGAAAUCAAGAAACAAAUUCACCAUGUCAUGUGAUUUAGGCUAAAAGUUAGGUGAAAAUAUGAGGAAAUGCUCUUAAGUUGAUUUGUUUUCCACAUUUAUUCAAACCUAUCAAAUUUAUUUUUUGUGUUGAAAUGACACGGAAACCACAUUGAUGGACCCAGUUUUUGCCCAGUGAGGUCAGUGUCCACCUUGCCCUUCCAUCUUAACUCCCAGACGCUUGCCAAAGGGCGACAUUAUUUAAGCAUUUCAUUGUACACUUGGCUGUAUGACGUCCAUAUGACAAACUAAACUUUGAUUUGUCACUGGUCCGGUAACCCUGUCAAGACACAGUACCGAGCUAGUAGCAAUAGAAUGAUGUCUUGAUCUCUUUCCCUGUUUGUCUUCUAGGGGCUGUGGCUGUCAGUGUGUUUUAUUGGCAGAGACCAUUGUGUGUUUACCUUUUUUAACUAUAGUAAAUAAUACAGUAUUUAAUUUGCAUAUACCCUGCCCAUUCCCCUCCCCAUAUUCCAAUUUGUGCCACCCACAAGUUGAAAACGACAUGCCAAGUACACUAUAUGACCAAAAGUAUGUGGACACCUGCUUGUCGAACAUCUCAUUACUAAAUCAUGGGCAUUAAUAUGGAG
Molecule: messenger RNA, 1641 nt
Organism: Oncorhynchus tshawytscha (Chinook salmon)
Lineage: Eukaryota; Metazoa; Chordata; Actinopteri; Salmoniformes; Salmonidae
Product: retinoschisin-like
Exons: 6
Coding region: 87-887 (266 amino acids)
Source: RefSeq, a predicted model, not a curated record